AUGGAGGUCGAAUCCGUCACCGCUAGGCGCAGGCUCGCCACCGUCGCCGCUCACUUCCCGGCAACCACUAACGAUCCCGUCUCCUCCGCAUCUCUCGCCCCCUUGAACUGCAGCAGCAGUUUAAACUCUGUCAUCAGAAGAUGUGACAACAAAAUCUCUUUCGCCCGCCAAGCAUCUUCGGAACAGGGUUUUUUUAUGAGGCAGCAGGCUUCGACCGACGAAGUACCAAACAGUGCUCAGAACGGCGGCAUCAGUUUGAAGAACUCUGUCAUUAGAAGAGGUGACCACAACAGGUUGUAUUUUGCUCGGCAAGCAUCUUCUGCACAGGGUUUUUUCAUGAGGCAGGCUGGCGAGAGGACCAUACCACAGGAGACUGCAUCUACCAAAACGAAUGGCUUCCUUUCUUCUUCACAAGAACCAUUACUUUCCAGACCUGAGUACGCCCCGCCACAGUUUUCUAAAGCCGCAAAACAGGACUUCUUUUUCCCUUCUGUAUCACCAAAUCAGCCAAAGGAAAACUGGAAACAGCCAUAUCAGCCUGACCUUCCUAAGUUGGCCAAUUCAGGGAGUGUUUGGUCUCCGAGAUUGAAUGUUGCAGAAUUUGAACACAACUAUAUUGUGGCAGUAGAGCUACCAGGGGCCAGUAUCAAUGAUAUAAGAGUGGAGGUCGACAACAUAAACCUGACUGUGACUGGUAGACGCACAGCUAUCUGUCACAGAGUUGAUGCAGGCACCAAAGAUUCAAUCUUUGGAUAUCACAAGCAAGAAAUACAACAAGGACCAUUCAAGGUUUCCUGGUCACUCCCCAGCAAUGUGAACAAGGAUAAUGUUUCUGCUGAAUUUAUGGAUGGGCUACUGAGAAUAGUGAUUCCAAAGCUCUGA
Arabis nemorensis is the source of this 882-nucleotide messenger RNA. The record is from the annotation of a GenBank genome assembly. Lineage: Eukaryota; Viridiplantae; Streptophyta; Magnoliopsida; Brassicales; Brassicaceae.